This is a messenger RNA of Silurus meridionalis, 1682 nucleotides long. RefSeq names its product alanine--glyoxylate and serine--pyruvate aminotransferase b (gene agxtb). Lineage: Eukaryota; Metazoa; Chordata; Actinopteri; Siluriformes; Siluridae. Gene Ontology annotation, cellular component: peroxisome. The record is from RefSeq and is a predicted model, not a curated record. The coding region runs from base 84 to 1367 and encodes 427 amino acids. The transcript is spliced from 11 exons. Gene Ontology annotation, molecular function: L-alanine:glyoxylate transaminase activity; L-serine:pyruvate transaminase activity.
UUUGCUUCACUCUCAGAGAGAUCAGAGAACGCUGAGGGAUCUCAGUGAAAUCAGGGAACUCGGUGAGAUCAGCAGGAAUCAGCAUGUUACCAAUGAGCUCGAUCUGCAGAGGCGUGCGCCUCCUGGCCCAGCAGCAUGUGGCAGUUCUGGAGUUCUCGGCAUCUUGUACACGUCCGUCCUCAUCCUCGAGUUCGUCCUCGUUGCACGUACCUCCUCCUGCUUGCAUGCUGCGGCCCCUCGAGGUGCCCCAUCGCUACCUGUUCGGACCCGGCCCGUCUAACGUCCCACCCCGUGUCCUGGCCGCUGGAGGGAGACCCAUCAUCGGUCACCUGCACCCGGAGAUGUACGAGAUUAUGAACAACAUCAAGGAGGGAAUUCGCUACGCCUUCCAGACCACCAACCACAUGACGCUGGCGAUGAGCGGCUCGGGGCACACGGCUAUGGAGUGCGCCGUGUUUAACAUCGUGGAACCUGGAGAGAGUGUUCUGGUGUCCGUUAACGGCGUGUGGGGAGAACGCGUGGCCGAAAUCGCAGACAGAAUGGGUGCCAAAGUUCACACUCUGGUAAAAGCCCCUGGUGGUUAUUUCACAAACCAAGAAAUCGAAAAGGAAAUUUCCAAACAUAAACCCGUUCUGUUUUUCCUCACACAUGGAGAAUCCUCAGCCGGUCUGGCGCACCCUGUAGACGGCAUCGGGGACAUCUGCCGCAAGUAUAACUGCUUGUUCUUGGUGGAUUCAGUGGCGUCUCUGGGAGCAUCACCUCUGCUCAUGGACAAACAGAAGAUCGAUAUUUUGUACACGGGAUCACAGAAAGCCUUAAACUCUCCUCCGGGUACAGCACCUAUUUCAUUCAACGACAGAGCAUGUCAGAAGCUGUUCAACAGGAAGACGAAGCCCGUGUCCUACCUGCUGGACAUGACUCACCUGUCCAACUACUGGGGGAACGACGGUGAACCUGCGCGACUGUAUCAUCACACCGGCCCCGUGUCCGGGUUCUUCACCCUGAGAGAGAGUCUCGCCAUCCUCGCCGAGAAGGGUUUGGAGAACUCGUGGAAACAGCACAGACAGGUAGCAGAGUAUCUCUGGAAGGGUUUAGAAGAUCUCGGCCUUCAACUCUUCAUUAAAGACAAGGAUCUGAGGCUUCCAUCGGUCACCACCAUCGCCAUUCCUGAGGGAUACGACUGGAAGGAGCUUCUGACGUACAUGAUGAAGCACCACCAGUUGGAGAUGACGGGAGGGCUGGGGCCGUCCGUCGGCAUGGUGAUGCGAUUGGGGUUGAUGGGCUACAACUGCAGCAUGUCCAAUGCCGAUAAAGCCCUGGCGGCCCUGUCCGACGCCCUGAAACACUGCAAAAAACACAAAGCCUAGAGAGAGCGAGCGAGAGAGAGAGAGAGAGACGUCGGACUCCUCACUCGACUGCAGGACAGCUGUGGAGACGCCGAACACGCCGCAGAUGUUAGGACCAUGUGUGAAUUGUCUUAUUAUUCCGGGGGGGGGGGAAUCGCGAGGUGUUGCUACGUUCUCAGUGCUAUGUUCACUUCUUGUGCCAUAUGAUGCCUCCAGGGCAUGAGGAGACAUCUUCUGGGCUUUGAAAGGUCAUGCGUCUUCUCAUCGUUCUAUAUAGCUCCAAUAAGUUAAAUACUCACUAAAUACUCAUGCAAUCAAUAAAAGUCUUUGACAGUG